Coccidioides posadasii C735 delta SOWgp is the source of this 3189-nucleotide messenger RNA. RefSeq lists its product as uncharacterized. Gene Ontology annotation, cellular component: nucleus; RSC-type complex. Gene Ontology annotation, molecular function: DNA-binding transcription factor activity, RNA polymerase II-specific; DNA binding. Lineage: Eukaryota; Fungi; Ascomycota; Eurotiomycetes; Onygenales; Onygenaceae. Gene Ontology annotation, biological process: regulation of transcription by RNA polymerase II. The record is from RefSeq and is a predicted model, not a curated record.
CAUUGCAUUCGUUUGUUUCCUUACUCCCAGUCAAUCAUUGUUAUUGCAUUUUACUCACUGUCAUACACUCAUUAGCCAUUCAAUCCAACUUCUUUCAUUCAUUUAAUACUGUGUCUUUUUCUUUCUGGCCUCUGUUCUCUCAUUACUGAAUCGCCAAAAUAACUGAACAGAGUACACUCUAAUUUCAAUCGAGCCAGAGCCUGUUUACAUGUGUUCACUCCAUAUUUAACACCAACACAUAUAAGGACCAUCAUGCCCUUUGUCCGGAGGCAAUGAGCUAAAUGUUGACUUGGAGAAUCGCCUUUUGCUCGGGUAUCUGAGCUCUCCACUUCCAGAGUUCGGAGUCCGGUCAUUCCUUCGAAGGUCUCCCGAAAUGGAUUACAUCCACACUCCAUUUCCCUGUGGCGAGCACAAUGUUGGUCCUUUUAUUGACCCGUCCGUCGGUUAUGGUGUUCCAGCUUCGUUUACCCAGUGUAACCCGCCCACGGAGCCUUGUUUUGUUUCCUAUUCUCCGAGCGAGUUCCCCGGAUUCCCCGGGUUUUAUGGACACCCAGUACCCUUCGAGGAUUACCAUGAGUAUGUCGAAAAUCUGUCAAGACCCCGUUUGACGAAGGAACAAGUUGAGACUUUGGAGGCACAAUUUCGAGCUCAGCCAAAGCCAACUAGUAAUGUAAAGCGCCAGCUUGCUAUGCAAACAAACCUCACUUUACCUCGAGUUGCAAACUGGUUUCAGAAUCGAAGAGCCAAAGAAAAACAACAAAAGCGUCAAGAGGAAUUUAAAAGAAUGCAAGCGAUGAAAAGCUCUGAAAACCUAAAAAGAGAAGAAAUUUCCUCAUCUACCGAUGCUAGAAGAACACAAUAUGCGGACAAAGUUUCUGGUCCUGACCAUAUGCCGGGCGAGAACCAAGUUGUGUCAACCCCAAAUGACGGCAACUCGAAUGCAGAGCCCCUAGGAAAUCAAUCAAAUUCAUCCCAUCCUCCGGUGAAGGAAGUCGUUUCUUUGCCCCCAUCGCGGAAGUUAGAUCCACGUGGGCCGCAUGAGACAAGUACAACAAAGACCGUUGAUGUUGCCGAGGAGCCUCAAAGCCGAGAAAAAAAUGCCUUACCAGAAAAGAGCAAUGACGGUCUAACAGCCGAUAAACUCGAAUCUUCCGCUUGGUCCAUCUCAAGCCAGCUUAAUAACGCCCUUUGCACGGAACCUAUCGAUGCGCCCAACGUGAAUAGCUCGCAACCGCCCACUGAAUUCAGAUCCGCUGAACUCUGGCAACAGGAAUCAGAUGCCGGCAAUAAACCCAUUUUUUGCGUAUCUUACAGCACAUGCGAGGCGCAUUCCGGUUUGUCAAAAGGCCGAUCGUAUCCAAACGAUGAGCCCGUUAUGCAAACUUUCCCCCAUACAGCGAUUCUGGACUUUGGCGCUACAGAUAUAAGAGUUCAACGACAAGAGUCUUGCCCAUCAUGUCCACAAAAAUACUCGAGUCAGAGAAACCUUGUGCAAAAUAUGACCAUCGCUGAGCGGUCUAUUGAGAAAGAGUUGCAGGAUCCACAAGUCUCUCCGCCCGAUGGCACUAUCUUCCCACGCCGUCGUGAUAAGAAGCUAGAUCUUGCAGCCCGUCGAAAACGGCCGCGCCCGGCUGCUAUCGGAAUCGGUGGGCCAAGUCAAGCCCUUGUUGGACCCUCUUCGAUGUCUCCAACUACGAGAACACCCACAUGGGCGGUAUCCCACUCUUUACGACACGUCAAAUCUUCGCACAAUCUCUCCUCGAGCUUGAGCCCAAGAUAUGGGGGGAUACGCAAAGUUUCGGCUCCCCUCCGUUCUCCUCUAGGGAUGCGAGCUUCACUAGACAUUAGUGGUGCUUCAUCUUCCAAUUCGGAUUUUAUGGUUCCUCCGUUAGUGGCGACAAGCAUGGCACCACCCACUCCAUUGACACCAGAUGAUUUACAAUACCUAGUUCCGCCAACUCCAAACGACGCGCAAUACUGUCUCUCGCCAACAGAUGAAAUGCGGUGUCCCCAGCCAUUUCCAUUAUCGCACUCCAUAGACAUCCAUUCUCCUCCGAGAACCCCGCACAAUCCCAAUGUUUUAUCACAGCCGCAUUAUCACUCUUUCAAUCCAUUAUCAUCGAUGUCCACAACAUCGUAUGAAGGUUAUUCGCAGCCCAUAUCAAAUGGUCCUAUGUUGAAUGAUCUGUGGGUGGAGACAACAGUAAACCCAGCAAGUAUGUCGGUGCCGGAAAUUCUUAUGCCCAAACCCAUUCAUAUAUUCCCCAUUACCCAACAAAGCCACUCAAGUGCAUGGAGCAUGUACAGCAACUGGGGAAGAUUGGAGAGUCAAGUUCCCGCCAACUCCGCAAUGUCAGGUUCAAAGACCUAACUCAUCAUGGUCACAACAUGGCCCUGCCUGUCCUGCACCAAAACUCUGAGUUUAUGAUCAAAGAAUUUAAGCAUCAGCAACAUAUCCAUAUGCUUGCUUCACACCAACUUGCUUCCGGGCAGCCGAAGAUCAAUCAAAGCCUUGGUGAAUUCGGUGACAAAAAUUACUGUUUAAAGUCUACUGUUCUUUGCGUGUGCAUUUAGAUGGGCUCACAGAUUUCAUAUUACCCAAUUGCUUUUGUGCCUUCAUCAUAUAUACAUCGAUACCUUAUUUAACACCCUUUCCCGACAUCACUAGCACUCAGCUUUGCCCAAAUUUUCAAUUAUACCCAACCUAAUUCUGCGGAAUGUAUAUGACCACAUGUGAACCGGAAUUGGCUGGGAUUCUAUUUUGCUUUUCCCCACAAAUUAUCCACAACACAGCAUUGAUAAAUUAAUAUUACUUAAUCUCUAAUCCUUUUCUUUUGGUUUCAUGUCCAAUUCUUGACUCUGGUUUCCUAGUUAGUCAUGUCCUCCAAGUCUUUCUUUAUCUUUCCCUUUCUUUGUGCUUGUGUCUACUGAACUUCAUAUGAAGCCUCUGGCUUCAGGACCCUAGUUAUAGUCUACCUAACCCCUUUCCUAUGUCCAAACCUUAUCCUUCAUGCUGAUUACUGUUUAACACUGAUAUGUGGAUUAAUGUGACAGGCUGUGUCUUUGACAAGCAGCUACCUAAAAGAGCAAGGAUAUAAUGAACUACUACAGGAUUAUCAUACUUGUGUUGCAUAAUAUUGUCCAGUAUAUGAAGUAAUGGUUCUAAUAAUAUACAUUUAGCUAAUAAGC